This is a messenger RNA of Andrographis paniculata, 1205 nucleotides long. RefSeq names its product glyoxylate/succinic semialdehyde reductase 1. Gene Ontology annotation, molecular function: 3-hydroxybutyrate dehydrogenase activity; NADP binding; NAD binding. Lineage: Eukaryota; Viridiplantae; Streptophyta; Magnoliopsida; Lamiales; Acanthaceae. Gene Ontology annotation, cellular component: cytosol. The coding region runs from base 135 to 1013 and encodes 292 amino acids. The transcript has 8 exons. The record is from RefSeq and is a predicted model, not a curated record.
GAUAUUCGUCGUUUUAUCGAACUCUAGGGUUUGAUCGCUUCUGUUGGGAUCGCGCCGGCAGCAGAUAAUCUUUGAUUGAUUUUGCUUUUUCAGAGCCUCCAUUGGUCCAAAUCCUUGAAGCUUCAGGAGGAGAAAUGGAGGAAAUCGGAUUUUUGGGGUUGGGAAUAAUGGGGAAGGCUAUGUCUAUGAACUUGCUUCGCCAUGGCUUUAAAGUUACUGUCUGGAACCGCACACGAUCCAGGUGUGAUGAGCUCGUUGAGCACGGGGCUACUGUCGGAGAAUCCCCUGCUGAUGUAAUCAAGAAAUGCAAGUAUACAAUUGCAAUGUUGUCUGAUCCUGCUGCCGCUUUAUCGGUUGUUUUCGACAAAGAUGGUGUUCUGGAGCAAAUUGGCUCCGGCAAAGGUUAUGUUGACAUGUCAACUGUUGAUGCAGAGACUUCUUCGCAGAUCUGCAAGGCAAUCACAGCGAAGGGCGGUUCUUUCCUUGAAGCCCCGGUGUCAGGUAGCAAAAAGCCAGCCGAGGAUGGCCAGCUGGUGAUCCUUGCUGCUGGAGAAAAGGCACUGUAUGAAGCAGUAAAGCCUGCUUUCGACGUAAUGGGGAAGAAAUCCUUCUUCCUUGGGGAAGUUGGGAAUGGCGCAAAAAUGAAGCUUGUCGUUAACAUGAUUAUGGGCAGCAUGAUGAACGCAUUUUCGGAGGGGCUCGUAUUGGCAGAUAAAAGUGGGCUGAAUCAAGACACCCUUCUGGAUGUACUGGAUCUCGGCGCGAUUGCAAAUCCGAUGUUCAAACUGAAGGGACCCUCGAUGGUACAGGGUAAGUAUUCCCCUGCCUUCCCCUUGAAACACCAGCAAAAGGACAUGAAGCUGGCUCUUGCCCUCGGGGAUGAAAACUCGGUGCCUAUGCCUGUCGCAGCUGCUUCGAAUGAGGCCUUCAAGAAAGCGCGAAGCUUGGGACUCGGCGACCUCGACUUCUCGGCUGUACAUGAGACUGUUAAGUCUGACAAAGGUUCUUCCUAAUCCUUUCACUAUUGCUCGUACACAUAUUUGUGCAUAGAUCCUUAAGUAGAUCUUGCAUUGCUAUGACAACAUAAGAUCUUUCAUGAGUUCGAUGGUCAGGUAAUUGGUUAAAGUUUGUGAUCAUUGUUGUAGUUUGGGAAUUGUUACAGUUCCAUUGUGCCGUCACCAAAUGAAAUAUAGCCUAUUAUGACA